AUGUUGAAUGACCCUGCUCGGGGAUUGUCGCCCCAACUAACAACGAAUGCUCUCGACGCCAUCCAUCACACCCUCAACGCCAUCUCCGCCCCCGCCGCCCCCGAGCCCGCCCGCCGACACGCACACGAGCAUGAGUAUAUAGCCCCAGCCCCACGCCCAGAUAAUGAACACCCUCAGCCGCCUCGAUACGUGGCUUUCCGCCCUCUUCACCCCCCCGCCUCCCAAAAAGGUAUCCUCCAAGCAAGCCUCGCCCGUCCCGUCCCGCUCUGCAUCCCCUUCACUACAAUCCGCAUCCCGGUCAUCCUCGUCAUUACCGGCCCAGACUCUUCCUUCCACCCCUCUGGGCCGGCCCUCUACCCCAACUCAACCAAGAGCUAG
Messenger RNA from Cryptococcus wingfieldii CBS 7118, 378 nucleotides. RefSeq lists its product as hypothetical. The transcript is spliced from 3 exons. Lineage: Eukaryota; Fungi; Basidiomycota; Tremellomycetes; Tremellales; Cryptococcaceae. The record is from RefSeq and is a predicted model, not a curated record. The coding region runs from base 1 to 378 and encodes 125 amino acids.